CCGGAGCCAGUAUGGCUUCUUCUUCCUGCACGUUGUGGCUUGCUCUCUCAGACAGCGAGCUCACCGUCGACGACGUCGGUGAACACCUGGGCUCCGUCACAGACGACCUCUGGGUCGCUGCCGCUUGCUAUGACAGAAUAGUGGACGACGUGUCAGUCCAGCAAGCCCUGCUUAACGUUGGCCUCGACAGGACGAAGCAGGCUUUUCAUCGGGCCCAGGACGCCCUUUCCCACCUUUCCAGCUCCCCGUCAUCCGAAUCACUGGAUACUACGGCCGUGUCACUCAAGCAGAGCGACUCUUGCCGGCUUGAUCCUGCAGUAGCCUACUUUCACAAUCUUCCCGGUGACGCGCAAUUAUGUCGCCUUCAUGGCCUGCUUCUUCGGCGUUUGGACAGGCUGAAUACAUUCACUGAGAUGUGUCAGGUGGCUCCAGAAGAAGGUGGCGAUGAUGCAGACGACGAGAUAACCGAAUGGGAGGAUGAUCCCUGGGCCGACCAAUCGACUGCAAUGGUGUCUCAUGACUCCUCCAAAUCCCCACAGUUCCCGGUUUCACUUUCCUACUUCAUCACUCAAGAAUUAAUUCAUACAGCAUGCCAAUUGACGCUCCACCAAUACUUCCGUUGCCUCCAUAUUCUACUCGAGCGUCAUCGUUCAGUUCUCUGGGUGCACCGAUUCGUCAUAUAUGACAGCAUCCCGGGUUUUGCGAAUCCUCUCGAGUACCUCGAGUUUCUUCCUCGGGUCAAGUUUGAUGAGAACAUGGAAGAAGAGGCACCGUGGAAGGACAAGGAUAUUGGGGAUGCGUCUUAUGUUCCAUUAUUCGAAGCAGCCACAACUUCCCUUGGAAUUCCUAAAGAAAUAGAAUCAUCUGCGCUCAGUCUCCAAACGUGUAACAAUCUAAUGACAUCGGAGGAAUUGUCGGGUUGGUAUACCAAUCGUGUCGACAACAUCAUAUCGUCGACAGGGAUGAUUGAUACUGCCUUAGCAGUGAUCCAACAUGGUGCAUCUCAGGGAGUACCAGGCCUUGACGAGCUUGGCGAAGAAUUAAGUCUGUUAACACGUCUCGUUUACGAUGCACCUGCUGGUGAUUCGCCCAAUGACUGGACGCUGAGUAGUUGGAAGAGCAUGGAUUCGAGGACAGUUAUUCGGGCGUAUCUGUCCCAUUCGACUCCAGAAACCGUUGCAGCGGAUAUGUUACACCUUGUCAUGCCGUAUCUCUAUGUUCUCGAGUCGCGAGCAGAACGGGCAGGAAAUCCAAAUUCACAAAUCUACAAGGAUCUUCUCUACGACUACGUCCUCACCGCGUCACUGGACGUGGUUGCUGCCAUCUUCGAGGGUUCGAAACCCACCAUGCCCAGUUCCCAGAGGAUUAUCAAAGACGACGAGGACAUGGCUCGUCUGGCACUCGCUUGUCUAUAUGGCAGUGCCAGUAUAGACGAGUGGCCCACAAUGAGCCGCAUCUUUGAAUGUUUGCCGGCUUGGGAUUUGUCAAAGUACGAAGAUUUGGACGGUGAUAUUGCUGAUACAACGAUUGCGUCUCUGGGAGAUUUUGUCACCCCGACAAUCGCUCGACCGCGAUGUACAGCAUCAGAUCUACUUAUGUUCUUCAAGCCUUUACCCUUGUCCUCACUUUCACGAGCCCUAGAUAUUCUUGACGUCCAUCUGGAAUCGGGAGAAAUACUCUCUCGAUGGAGUGUUGCAGCAUCCCUCAGCUGGUUCCUCCAGAGCAUGAAUGAUGAAGCUGAGCAGAAGGCAUGGGCCAAUAGGAUGGCUCGCCGAGCGGGUUCUGCAGAUCAGCUCAGUACUCGAGAAGAUUGGGAAUGGCUUCUUAAGGACAUGAUCAAGCUGUCUAGAAGGGGAAAUAGUGACCUGCGAGGUGCUUUCGGCCUCUUAUCGCAGGAAGAAGUUACUCGAACAUUUUUUAAUGGGCUUUUAAUUUCUGGCAAAUUCGACAUUGCAAAGGCACUGUUACAGUCCAACCGCAACAUCUCGGUGCUUGAUACGACGGCUAUUGAGGAUAUAUGUCUGACAUGCGUUCGGGAAUUUUACGACAACGCCAGCUCGGGCAAUUAUAAAGUUGGAGAUAUGAAACUUGCUUAUGAAUGUCUAGAUGUCCCCCAUAUAUCAGAACGAAUCAGAAAAGAAAAGGAGUUCAUCGAAGCGACAUCCCGGCUGUCGUCAUUCAAUGUGAUGUCCCGGCCUGGGAUCCCCAUCACUCCCAUCGAGAUCCGACUUACGAAAGACCGUUUAUCUCUCGUGUCCCGAGUCCUUUCCAGCAACGCUGAUGCAUAUAAGCAUACGGAAGUCAUCUUAGAGUUGGUAGCCAUGCUUGGAUUCCGUGGGGACGUUACGGCAGAAGUGAAGACAUUGGCAAUGCUUGCAGAUACUGCGUUGCAAAACGAGGAUUUUACGCGUGCAUAUCAAGCUAGCGAACGCAUGGUCAACACCGUCCUCGUAUUACGCUCCUCUAAUGCGAAUGCAUCCAAGAUGCAGGAAGCUAGCGAGGUGUGCUGGGUUGCAUGCUUCCAGUUGGGUCGGCAGCCAGAGUUCGAUGACGUCGAGAAAAAACUGUCGCUCUUGGGCCGUUCGCUGGAGCUGUGUCCUCCAGAGCAGCUUCAUGACGUACUUACUGCUUGGCGACGAUUGGAAAAGGAAGAUAUAGAGCGGCGAGAAACCCGUCUUUCCCAACGUCGGCGUGCCGGUGGUGCAGCUUUACCUAGAAAACGUACUCCAGCCGCUGACCACCACGAAUUUUCUCUCCGAUCACGGCUUGCAGAUUUUCACAUGCCGUCUCCUCCCUUGCUGAGCACACCAGAUGCUGCUGCCUUGGCAAGCAGGACCUUCAAAACUGUAGCAGCAAGAUUUCCGUUCAGUAGGGGUAGACCUCGUUCUCAUCCUGACGAUGAGACCUCCCGAAGUGGGAGUCGACCCAGGGACGGAGAUGAUGUCUCUUCGCAGGCUACAAGGGUCUUCUCAAAAGGAAUCGGAUGGCUUCUUGGAGCUGGUGAAGAGGACUUGUGAUUUAUAUACAUGUUUAGACACUCAGAAUAAAGGGGUGUGAUGUCUACAAGGGAAUCCGGCCAAACGAAGUUAGAGAUACGAGAGACUGAGAAACGAGUGACAGAUAAUUUUGACAACAAGACAGAAU
Molecule: messenger RNA, 3144 nt
Organism: Guyanagaster necrorhizus
Lineage: Eukaryota; Fungi; Basidiomycota; Agaricomycetes; Agaricales; Physalacriaceae
Product: Sec39-domain-containing protein
Exons: 3
Coding region: 12-3017 (1001 amino acids)
Biological process (GO): retrograde vesicle-mediated transport, Golgi to endoplasmic reticulum
Cellular component (GO): Dsl1/NZR complex
Molecular function (GO): SNARE binding
Source: RefSeq, a predicted model, not a curated record